Molecule: messenger RNA, 3489 nt
Organism: Hyposmocoma kahamanoa
Lineage: Eukaryota; Metazoa; Arthropoda; Insecta; Lepidoptera; Cosmopterigidae
Product: apyrase-like
Exons: 11
Coding region: 167-1801 (544 amino acids)
Biological process (GO): AMP catabolic process
Cellular component (GO): plasma membrane
Molecular function (GO): 5'-nucleotidase activity
Source: RefSeq, a predicted model, not a curated record
ACGGUGUGACGGGCGCUCGAUGAUAUUUUUUUAUUCACGUACUAAAACCACGUGUUCAGAACUAAUAUGAAAUGACACGACGAAAAUAGUCCGCUAACAUUUAGUUUUUAGUUGUCUCUGACAACAACGUAUAUGUUAGAGUGUAGUUCCUUUAUUUUAAUUAAAAAUGAAGUUGUUUAUUUGUAUUUUGGUGCUGUGUAAUGUAAAUUAUUUAGAAAAUUUGGUAUGUGGUGGUGUUUUGAAUAGCAAUAAGUUGUUCAGAUUGGAUAUUGUGCAUUAUAAUGAUUUUCACGACAGAUUUGAAGAAACAUCAAUAUCCUACCCUGUAUGUAAGAGUAAUGAUACAAAAUGCGUUGGAGGUUUCGCUCGCCUUUACCAGGAAAUCAAGACCUUGUUGCAAGAGAAGCCGAAAGCGCUCCUUUUGAAUGCCGGAGACGUCUUUCAGGGUACUUACUGGUAUACGCUGCUGAAAUGGAACAUAACACAAAAGUUUAUUAAUAUGUUGCCCAAUGAUGCCCAUGCUAUUGGCAACCACGAGUUUGAUGAUGGAAUUGUGGGUCUAGCUCCGUACCUUGCGGCACUCAAAGCACCCGUUGUAGCAGCUAAUAUAGAUGCCAGCAAUGAACCAAAGCUUAAGGGAUUGUUCAAGCCUCACGUUAUAGUUGAGCGAGAUGGGAAAAAGAUUGGAAUCAUUGGACUUAUAACUCCAGAUACUGCCGUUACAUCAAAUUCAGAAGGUGUCAUAUUCUUAGAUCCAAUAAAAUCAGUGGAAAAAGAAGCUAAGUUCCUGACAGAACAAGGAAUAGAUAUUAUCAUUGUGCUCUCACAUUGUGGACUCGAAGUGGAUAAAGAAAUGGCAAGAAGUGUUGGAGAACAUAUAGACAUAAUAAUAGGUGGUCAUAGUCACAGUUUACUAUGGAAUGCAUUAGAUGCACCCAGCAAAGAAGUUAUUUCUGGCCCUUAUCCUGUUAUUAUGGGAUCGCAUUCUAAGCCUGAACACAAGGUACUGAUUGUGACGGCUUCAGCAUUUACCAAAUACUUAGGUAACUUGACUGUAUACUUCGAUAAUGCUGGAGAAUUGCAGGAUUACUCGGGACAACCAGUGUUCCUUAACAGGUCUAUUCCUGAAGACCCAGAAAUAAAAACCCUCUUAGAGCCAUAUAAGCAAGAGCUCCACAUCAAAGUGCAUGAGGUAGUUGGCUAUGCCAACGAGAACUUCGUUGAUAAGCAGUGUGGUGCAGGUGAAUGCGCACUGGGAGAUUUGGCUGCUGAUGCUUAUGUUAAUGCUACACUGGAGAUGAAACUUAAUAAAUUGCCACUAGUGUCAUUUUUAAUGAGGAAUAUGAUUAGAGGCUCGAUUCCCAAAGGAGACAUAACCCGAGGUUCGAUAAUAAACACUCUACCAUUCACAAACAAGGUGGUUUCAUUUAAGUUGCUCGGCAAAUAUCUUGUGGAGGCAUUAGAGAUUUGUAUGACGACGUACUGGAUCAAAAAACCUUUCAAUGGGCCAUUUAUGCCGCAUAUUUCUGGAAUGAAACUAACUUUAAACACGACGUCAGCUAAAGUGGACUCUAUCUUGGUGAAAGUUGGUGAUGAAUUUGAGCCUUUAGACAAUGACAAAGAGUACCAAAUUAGUACCCUGAAGUUUUUGCUACAGGGAGGUAAUGGAUUCAAGGUGUUAAAGGAGCACGGAUAUGAUCCGAUUGUAAUUGGAAACGACGCAGAACUUUUAGAAAAAUAUAUCAGAAAAAUCACACCAAUCACACCAACAUUGGAUAACAGACUUGUUAUAAUAGAAUAAUGCUAGCGACCUAGCAUGGAUAUAUUUAAUUCGAAAUCUUUGAAUAUUUAAAUUUUGAUUUAGUUUGUUUCUAUCUAGACUAAUUUAUACUCGAUAUUAAAAAAACAUGUUAAUGGUGCGUGCUAGUUGCAAGGUCAUUCUUCCCCGUUAUGUUCCGGAGUGCGCUCGUGAAUACCUAGCUUACAAAGAUGUUUAAUCUUUGUAACAUUAUCUAUAUACUUUGUUAUUUAUUACCAUAACCCAAGUUCCAUUUAUCACAACAUAAAUAAAUACAAUGAAUUAGUUCAGUCUAUGUAUCUGAAUGUUAAUUAUUAUAAACUAAGAACAUAAAAGGAGCUAGAAUGGUACCUUGUGGAACCGCAGGUCCAUGUUAAAAUAUACCUUUCUGUAAAACUAUCGAAAUGUAAAUUUGUAUAUUUUACUAGUAUUAAGUAGUUGUGUAGUUGAAUAUUUUGUAGAUAUAUUACUAUUACAUAUAAUAUAGAUUAACACACUUGUUAAAGUAGAGAUUAAAGUGAUAGUAAAUUAGUGCAUACGACCUCAUACAAAUUUAGUAGCUGUAGAGCUCGUUGUGCAAGAGUUUGUCUAGGGAAAUACUGCCACCUUAUCUAUUUUUGCUACCAAAUAGUAAUGCGGCCAAUACUGCGUUGGGAUUUUAAUGUGUGAAACUACAGGCAUAUGGGGCUUAUCAACAGACGCAGAGGCAGUGUCUCUCAGACCUAUGCGAUUUAAAGCUCUAAGUGGCACUGCAACUGUUAUGGACAGGCGUGUCACUUAUCACCAGUCGCACGACUUGUUCGUGACGUCAUUUGAAAUCAUAUUAAUAUAGUAUGUGUCGCUUGUCAUUUUCGAUAUGAGAUUUUUUUAUCUACGAUAUGACUAUAGAAUGUGAUAAAAAGGUGGUGACUGUAUUUCAACUGGUGAUCACAUAUACGCAUGAUAACAAAGGAGGUGAUUUUACUUCCAAAUUACCAAUGAUUUACGGAAAAAUGUUUUUUGCAAAUGGUGAAUUAGUUUCGUUAGGUAAAGUAUAGUUGGACCUUUUUGCUUCUAAAAAAGGAUCCGUCUUAGUAGCUCCGGUUUUGCGAUGGCAGUAUAGUUAUUUGUUAUACAGAAAUUUUCCCACAUAGUAAAUUUGUUUGUUGCUAAUUCCCUUCAACAUAUAUGUGAAAGAAAACUCCUAUUCAAUUACUACGAAGCGACUUAUAGGUAACUCGGACUUAGGCAAAGCUGCAGAGCAUUGAACACCGCAGUAAAGUUGCCUGCUUAUCCGUUUUCUACAGGAUAUAUUACGCAAAGUGUGCGAUGGACGGAAAUGCACGAAUUAAUUCUACCUACCCCUUUUCAUCACCGGGGGACUAGACGUAGGCUUUGGUUCCACGCCUAUGUUGUACAUAUUCCAAGGAAGUUACGUUUUCACAUCUAUAUGUCGAACGUUAUAACUUGGGCCUUUUUAAGGCGAGAGUGAAUAGGUAUUAUUUAGGUGUACAUGCUCCAUCAUCGACCUCAUCGUCACUUUUUAUCAGGUGUGAUGGAGGUCAAAUGUGCACUUAUAUGUAAUAAAAAAGUAAUCAUUUAAUUUUUGGCAAUGUAUUUUGUGAAAUAUGAAGUUACGGAGUUAUCCAUUAUGAAGUAAUGGCACUAUGGCAUUUGCAUCACAUUGACAGUCGCUUACACAGAUGGCUAAA